CAGUUCUUUAAUAAUCGAAAUUUAAGUUUCGAUUUUGGGUUUUUUUGUGGGGAAAAAAUGGCGGAUUUGCAAAUGAGAAGAGAGAAUAGCGUUGGGUUACAAGUGGAGGAUUUAUGGGCAGAAUCAAAGCUUGAUCCUACUGAGAAACUCAACGAUUGCUUUGAAAGCAUCCCUGUCUCUGAUUUCCCUGCUACUCCUCAAGAGAUCGAGAUCAGAUCGGAUGCGAGUUUGGCCGAGGCCGUUCGAUUACUUGCCCGAAACAAGAUUCUUAGUGCACCUGUUGUCAAUGUUGAUGCACCCGAGGAUGCGAGUUGGAUUGAUCGAUACAUUGGCAUGGUAGAGUUUGCAGGCAUUGCUGUAUGGAUUCUUCAACAGUCGGAGCCAUCUUCCCCUUGCAAUGCAGAUGCGUCGAUUUCUGGAGACUUUUUCGAGGCUCUAACGUCGUCCGAGUUCUAUAAGAACAUACAGGUUCGGGACAUCUCGGGGUCGUUCCGCUGGGGGCCAUUCCUUGCAUUGGAGCAAUCGAAUUCGUUUCUGGCCAUGUUGUUACUACUUUCCAAGUACAAGAUGAAGUGUGUUCCCAUAGUUGAUUUUGGUGAUGGGAAGAUCAAGAACAUCAUCACACAGUCGGCUGUGAUUCACAUGCUAGCCGAAUGCACUGGGCUUCACUGGUUCGAAAGCUGGGGAGCUAAGAAACUUCCUGAGAUCGGUCUUCCCGUGAUCACAUCGGCAGGACUUAUCAAGGUACAUGAAGAUGAACCGGUGCUUCAAGCAUUUAAGUUAAUGAGUAAAAAGAAGAUCGGAGGAUUACCUGUUGUCGACGGCGAAGGAAAGAAGGCUAUCGGAAACAUAAGCCUUAGAGACAUACAGUUCCUCUUGACUGCACCAGAGAUCUACCUUGAUUACAGAUCAAUCACGACAAAGAACUUCCUAAUAGCAGUUAAGAAGCACUUGGAGGAACACGACACGAGAUCGCCGAUGUUGAGUGGAAUGAUCACUUGCACAAGAGACCAAACGGUGAAAGAACUGAUUCAGACGCUUGACAUGGUGAAGAUCCAACGGCUGUACGUCGUCGACGACAGUGGAAAUUUGGAAGGAGUGGUCACGCUUCGAGACAUCAUAUCCAAGUUAGUGUAUGAACCGCCUGGAUACUUCGGUGAUUUCUUUGAUGCUAUGUUGCCUCCACGAAUGACGGCGGCGUUUGAAGACUAGUCAAAUGCUUUGAG
This is a messenger RNA of Hibiscus syriacus, 1226 nucleotides long. RefSeq names its product SNF1-related protein kinase regulatory subunit gamma-1-like. The coding region runs from base 58 to 1212 and encodes 384 amino acids. The record is from RefSeq and is a predicted model, not a curated record. NCBI's taxonomy places the organism in Eukaryota, Viridiplantae, Streptophyta, Magnoliopsida, Malvales, Malvaceae. The transcript has 6 exons.